UCCAUUACUGAUCCCAAUGAGGAAGCCUGACCCCGCCGCUGCUCGCACCACCAAGCUCAGAAAGGGCCUCUGGUCGCCUGAGGAAGACGACAAAUUGAUGACCUACAUGCUCAACAAUGGCCAAGGCUGCUGGAGCGACGUCGCUCGUAAUGCCGGCCUUCAGCGCUGCGGCAAAAGCUGCCGCCUCCGUUGGAUCAACUACUUACACCCUGACCUCAAACGCGGCGCCUUCUCUCCCCAAGAAGAACGCCUUAUCAUCCAUUUGCAUUCUCUCCUCGGCAACAGAUGGUCACAAAUUGCGGCGCGAUUACCAGGAAGAACCGACAAUGAAAUCAAGAAUUUUUGGAACUCAACCAUUAAAAAGAGGCUCAAGAAUUUGUCCUCAACGCCGUCUCCCAACACCAGCUCCGCCGCCUCCCCCUCCGACAACUCAAAAUCCAUUCCUUUUGGCGGCCUCUUAUCCACUCAAGAUUAUCAACAACAACAACAAGGCUUAAUUGAUUACCCCAUUUACGCUUCCGAUCCCUCGCCUUCCAUUAUCGCUCUCGAUCCCUUCCCGGCCUUCACCGCUGACGCCGAACCGGGUUUUUUCCUAGAACACGACAGUUUCUUCAAUAAUCUCCCUGUUUUGCAGCGUGUUAACACCACAACCGUCGUCACUACCGCCACCACAGCCGCCACAACCCUAGCUAAAGAAGCUAACCAUGGUAAUUACUUAAUUAGCAACAUCAACUGCCUCGCUAAUCACAAUAAUAAUAGCAACAAUAAUCCAAAGAUGGAGAACAUCAAUGGUGAGGUUGGAACAAAUUUUGUCCACGAGGAGUUUUCAAUCGGCGAAUGGGAGCUGGAAGAUUUGAUGAAAGACGUUCCUUCUUGCUUCCCAUAUCUCAAUUUUCAAGUGCAAUAGUAAAACAGUAUAGAUUUGUUGAAAAUGUGUUCAUAGAAGAAGUUAGAUGAAUGGGAAUGAUAUGGUAGACACACAGAAGACCCUUCAAACCCACUCCAUUAAACAGAGCUGUGGAUUAAGCUAAGAGAAACAAUAUUGUAAAGAGAGCUAUACGUAGUCUGUUAUUAUUAGUAACAUGCAUGUACAGCAAACAUAUUGGGAAAUUAAUGGAAGUUUGUUAUUGU
Cucurbita pepo subsp. pepo (vegetable marrow) is the source of this 1131-nucleotide messenger RNA. RefSeq lists its product as uncharacterized. Lineage: Eukaryota; Viridiplantae; Streptophyta; Magnoliopsida; Cucurbitales; Cucurbitaceae. The record is from RefSeq and is a predicted model, not a curated record.